AUCACGAACUUGCCUUCUCCUUAUCGAACCAAGUGCGGGAUGCCAAAGCUACGCUUCUUUGACAAAUACAGCAAAUCCAAAUGUUUCUUGGACAAACUGACUCGUUAUGUUGUCAGAAACUGCAAUUGCCGAGCCUGGUUCAUGCCAGGAGCUGAUGUCGGAAUUCCUGUUUGCGAUCUGGAAACGAGUCAUACGUGCAUGUGGCCGGCCUGGGUGCAUUUCGAGGACAAGAAAUUGGACGAGUGUCCCGUGGCUUGUGAAAGCGUGGAAUUUUCUGCUCAGAUGUCAUAUGCCCGCUAUCCGGCCAAUGCCUAUGCUGAUUUACUUCUUUCCAAAGAGAGAAAUUUGACAGGUUCACCCGAAGAAAACAGACAGUACUUGAGAGAUAACCUUCUGGAGUUAAGGAUUUAUUUCGAAUCUUUAACUUACUCUGAUGUGAGACAGGUUCCCAGUUAUGAUCUGUACAGUUUGUUAGGUGACGUGGGAGGUCAAAUUGGUCUCUUUCUCGGCGCCAGUCUCUUGACGUUUGUCGAAUAUUUGGAUCUUCUGGCAAUGGUGCUAUUCACCAAAUACAAGUAUCACAAUAAGUGAUUAGAAAACAUUGACGGACUUAGUUAGUUUGGAGUAAAUAAUAACUAACAUAAUAUUCAGUAUAAUUUAAUUUACGUGAAAUUACUAUUAUGAUUGUACAUAAAAGUAUUUCUUAGAAAAGAAAUUGUUUAUGAUAAAUUAUAUUUAUUCUGUAGAGAUUUCACCGAAAAAGCUCUCGGUUAUAUUAUAACGCAAAAAACAUUGUAAUAUCAACUUCUGAUAUUCAAAAUAUUUCUUGGGCAAAAAAUGCUAAAGCUGGAUAAUUUCAUGAUAUCUUCUACGCAAACCUGGAUAAUUUAUGAAAUCAAGUUCCUGUAAACUUAAGACUGUUACAUUGCAAUGCCUUUCCGCUAAGUGAAACAAUGCUGGUAAUUUAACAGCAUUAUCAGGUUUAGGACACUUUUUGAAACUUUGAGGACCAAAGAGGUUGUAGCAUUAUGUUUGUGAAAGCCAUCACUAAAAUUGGAAAGCUGACAAAAACGUAAUCUAACGAAAGGAAAGGUUCCCAGCUACCUAAAUGUUGAUGCCAAGCUUUUUCCAUGCUUUCAGGAAAAUUCUUGUGACAGCCUUAAAUCCGAGUGGGAGAUAAAAAAUGAAAAUUUGGUAAUCGUAACUGAUCUAAGAACUCGCAGAUUAUUGUAUUUUAAGUCCCAAAAGGUCUGAUGGCCAAAAACACUGAAUAACGUAUUCAAAAAAUUACUUGUCGACCUUGUUGAUACUAACAACAGUAAAAGAAUGUUUUGAAACAUUUAAUCCACAAGAAGAAUAAUUUAGCUAUCAUAUUUAAAAACAAAACAAUUAGUAAACCAAAUUUUGACAAGGAAAGCUCCCGACGGGAGAGAUUGCGUUAGAAAAAAAAAGUCGUUUCUGAAAUCUCUAUUUCAGCUUGAGCUUAGUGGGACGUUUAUUGCUUAUUUGGAGACGAAUGAUAUAAACUGCGAAAAAAUGACCGAAAAAUUUAAUUUUACCGUUUGUGGUUUACAAUUUGUAUUCCGUUUCCAUUUUAAAAAUCGACAAGAGAAGCGGGUGAUUUUGCAAAGGUCUGAGUAAAACAUGACCUCAGUCUUUCCCAUCUUGAAAUUGUGGCAUGUUUUUAUAAAUGCUAUGGUGGAAUAUGUUUAAUUAACUCAGAGGUUUUUUUUCAUGUCUCAGCAACUAUGGAGGUUUUACUUAAAUCCCGCCUCUUCCUGUUUUGAUGGAUUUGUAUAGGAAUUGAAAAUAGGAAAAUAUUCCCCUCUAUAUCCUUGAAUUUGGCUCGUGAUUUAGAUGUUUUUCUGAAACUUCUGAUCAAAAUUGGAUAAAAGGAAUCUCAGCCAACCAUCUAUUGAUUGUAGCGUCCCAUUAUUAUUUUCGCUUCUCUUCACUGUUUUCCUUUCUUUCUAAGUUCAUGAAGUGUCCUCAGCUGCGGAGCCAAACAAACUACUUGUCAAUUAAAUUUUACAAUAGAUAUUUCAUCCUUUUUUCUCAACCUGUCGCUGUAUUUUUAUCGUGUUCGUGUUAUUUUAGUAUUUUUCUUCGUUCUUGGUGAUUUUACGUGAAAAUUGGACAAAGUAUAUUAAUAAUAAAUAACAUUUGUGGGCGUCUACCUCAUAAAAAAGCGACAAUUUAAAGGCCUCUCAAUAAGCGUCCUACGGACUAACUCAGUGGGAACGACAGCGCACCGUUAGAAAGAAGAUUUUUGCUUGAAAUUAUCUCGUCGUAUAAAAAACGGUCUUAUAUUACUAACUCGCCAUCAUAUUUGGAUGACAUAUAAUUUAUUACUUGACGACAAUUUAAAUACGUUAAGACGAAUAAAUCACGUAUUUUCCAAAAUA
Messenger RNA from Pocillopora damicornis (cauliflower coral), 2405 nucleotides. Its product is annotated as acid-sensing ion channel 1C. Gene Ontology annotation, molecular function: ligand-gated sodium channel activity. Gene Ontology annotation, cellular component: plasma membrane. The record is from RefSeq and is a predicted model, not a curated record. NCBI's taxonomy places the organism in Eukaryota, Metazoa, Cnidaria, Anthozoa, Scleractinia, Pocilloporidae. Gene Ontology annotation, biological process: sodium ion transmembrane transport.